Pseudovirgaria hyperparasitica is the source of this 675-nucleotide messenger RNA. RefSeq lists its product as uncharacterized. NCBI's taxonomy places the organism in Eukaryota, Fungi, Ascomycota, Dothideomycetes, Acrospermales, Acrospermaceae. The transcript has a single exon. Bases 152 to 502 code for a protein of 116 amino acids. The record is from RefSeq and is a predicted model, not a curated record.
AAGAUAAAUACCCAACGGUUCCACUAAUCACUACAUCCACCUCCCACUUCUCCAGCACCAUUCCAGCUACAAACUCCCCAACUCCAAAUAUCCCCCCUCAACCCCACCCACCACCCAAAACCCCCUACACCCCAAACAAAACUCAACCACAAUGCCCCUCUUCACCCGCAAAGCCCCCCGUUCUCCCCCACCACCCCCUUCUCCCCAGCGCAAAUCCCUCUUCGCCUCCCGCCACCGCUCAAACGACUCCAACACUACCACUACCACCCACAGCACAACAACCACCGCCUCGCCCUCCUCCCCAAGCACAACCAGCCGCGUAAGCAACCUCCUGCACCGCGACCGCCACGAAGACAAAAGCAUCGCCGCCGCCCGCCACCGCGUCUUCGAGGCCGAGCGCGCGGAGAAGGAGGCUGAUCGGGCACUGUUGGCUGCGCGGGCGGCGGUGCGGAGUGCGCGCGAGGAGGUGCGGAGGUUGGAGGGGGAGGCUGCUGAGGAGUGAGUCUUUUCUUCUUUGGUUCUUUUUUUUUCUCCUUGGGGCGGGAUGUGUGGAGCGAUGGAGGUUCGUUGAGGAUGUGAUGGGAUUGCUGACAGUAUGUGGUGUGGCAGGGCGAGACUUGCGCGGAUUAAGCAGCAGCAAGCGGCGAAUAUAUCGAGGCGGGCGAGGCCGCUUGG